AUGGGGGACUUUAAUGAUAUUCUGUUUAGUAAUGAAAGAGUGGGAAAAAGAUGUACUAAAAGUCCUACUCAAGAUUUUCGAGAUUGUGUGGAAAAGUGCAAAUUGGAAGACCUGAAAUAUUCUGGGAUUUUUUAUACCUGGAAUAAUAAGCAAAAGACAGAGGAUCGAGUUUUCUCUAAACUAGAUCGAGCCUUGGUUAAUUCUCAAUGGGCAGACUGUUUUCAGUUUUUGGAGGCCAAUUUCUUACCUGAGGGAUGCUUUGAUCACAGCCCCAUCUUGGUCUCUCUAUACCAGGAUGUGAUUAGUGGCAGAAAACCUUUUCGAUACUUUCGAAUGUGGAAGGAUGCAGAUGAAUUUGGUGAACGAAUUGCUAAGAGUUGGCAGGAAGGAGCUUAUGGUACGGAUAUGUAUAAGCUGACACAGCUCCUUGGCUCUGAGAUGCAGAACAGAUACCGGGUGAAGCAAUGUAUUAUCAAUCUUGGGCCAAAAAUUUCUGAGUUGCAUUCCAGUAGACUUGAAACCGAGUACACAGCUCAGGAGGUCAAAGAAGCUAUAUUCUCUAUCCUUGGUUUGAAAUCUCCAGGCCCGGAUGGUUUUGGAAGUAGUUUUUACCAAGACAACUGGGAUUUGGUUGGAUCUGAUGUGGUAUCUGCGGUUCUUUCUUUUUUGAGCUCAGGAAGAAUUCUUAAGGCAAUUAAUACGACUACCAUUACACUUAUUCCUAAGAGCAGUUGUCCACGAAGUGUGAGUGAUUUUCGGCCUAUCUCGUGCUGCAAUGUGAUUUAUAAGGCUGCAUCGAAAGUGAUUUGCUCGAGAUUGAGACAAGUUUUGCCUGAUUUAAUUGCUAAAAACCAGGGGGGUUUUGUACAUGGAAGAUACAUUGCCCAUAAUAUCAUGGUGUGUCAGGAUUUGGUGAGAUUAUAUGGGCGGAGCAAUUGCAAAUCUAGCUGUAUGAUAAAGAUUGACUUAAGGAAAGCAUAUGACACAAUAGAAUGGGGGUUCAUUGAAGAGAUGCUCAAGGCUUUUGAUUUUCCUCAAACUUUUUUAGAUUUAAUAAUGGCGUGUGUAACAACCCCCAUGUUUUCCUUGCUUCUCAAUGGUUCUUUACAGGGGUUCUUUGCAUCAAAAAGAGGACUUAGACAAGGGGAUCCCAUUUCCCCUUUGUUGUUUGUUCUUGGAUUGGAAUACUUUUCCCGAAUUAUGUGUAAGGUGGGAUCUUUACCUGGGUUCAAGUACCAUAAUAAAUGCUCAAAUCUGAAGUUGAAUCACUUAUGUUUUGCGAACGACCUGCUUAUUUUUUGUAAUGGAGAUUUUGUUUCAAUUAUGCUUAUGUUGAGGGGCUUGAAGUUAUUCUCUUCUUCUUCGGGUUUGCUCCCUAACUCUGAGAAAUCUGCAAUUUACUGUCAUGGAAUGCUUGAUGCUGUAGUAGAUCGAGUUCUGGCAGCUUCUGGUUUUUCUCGCAGCCACCUCCCGUUCAGGGCGGCUGGUGGCUUGGGUUUUCGGAGAGUACAUGAUUGGAAUUUGGCUGCCAUGGGGAAGUAUGUUUGGGCAAUUGCCAUGAAGAAAGAUAACCUUUUUGUCAAGUGGAUUAAUAGUGUCUAUCUGCUGAAUCAAAAUUGGUGGGAUUACAAGUGUCCCACGGAUUGUAGUUGGUAUUGGAAGCGUUUAGUUGCUGUGAAGGACUGUUCCAAAGCAAAAAUCUCUCAUGAUUCCUUCUUGUCUCAGAGAUAUAAUAUCAAACUUGGUGUAAAUCUGCUGGUCUGUUUGCUGUGUGGGGUAGAUAAUGAAGACAUUGACCAUCUCUUUUUCAAGUGUACAUACAGCAAGAGGUGUUUAGAGGCUAUCAAAAGCUGGCAUCAUUGGAAUGCACAAUCCAUCAAUCUUAACCGUCUCCUGCAUUGGAUUUCUCAUGCCGAGCAUGUGUCGAAUACAUAUAAAAGCAUGUUUUUCUCUUUUCAUGCUGCGAUAGUGUACCAUAUCUGGCGAGUAAGAAAUGAUGCGCUUUGGAACCACAAGCUGUGGCAAGUUCACCAUACAGUUAGUAGAAUUCAAAAUGAUUGUAAAUUUCGUUUACUUAGUGUGUUUCCAUGUAAAGCCUCUAGGGAAGAUAGAGAGUUUAUUAACAGAUUGAUUUGA
Humulus lupulus (European hop) is the source of this 2136-nucleotide messenger RNA. RefSeq lists its product as uncharacterized. Lineage: Eukaryota; Viridiplantae; Streptophyta; Magnoliopsida; Rosales; Cannabaceae. The coding region runs from base 1 to 2136 and encodes 711 amino acids. The record is from RefSeq and is a predicted model, not a curated record. The transcript is spliced from 4 exons.